Messenger RNA from Adineta ricciae, 2757 nucleotides. The record is from the annotation of a GenBank genome assembly. Lineage: Eukaryota; Metazoa; Rotifera; Eurotatoria; Adinetida; Adinetidae.
AUGGACCACAUUCAAACAAACAUCCAUGUACCUGAUAAACAGCCGAUUCAUUUUACACUUCCACCUGCAGAUACUGUGUCAUCCACUCAAAUACCAGUCGCUAGAUCAAAUGAGUUUACUACGCCUCAAACGCCGUUACCUACAACAACAGCAACAACAACAGUGCAACAGCAAACAACUGCAAAACCUGUAGACAGUCAAAUAAAAACGAACAUUCCAGUCUCGAAUGAUAACUUGAAAGGAAUGGAUAAUCGUUUCCAAUCUCAACAGCAGCAAGAACAAACACAGCCAAUUCCAGAGCGCAUUCCAUCUUUCACAAGUACACAACAAACAAUCUCAACUACAACUCAACAGAGUCUUUCAGAUGUACCAACAUCCAUUUCACCAAGAUUUACAGAAGCCAGUACCAUUCCUACGACAACUAUGUCAACAGAAUCUCACAUUCCGGUUACGACACCGAAAAUUCCUGUGCAUCCUCGGCACAUACCAGAAACAACGGAAAGUCCUGUGAAAACAGCUACUAAUCCAACUGAAAGCACAGAUCAGCGCACAUUUCCUACUGUUUCUUCAUCUACUACUGAUCAACGUCGACAAGUUGUGAAUAAUAUUGAUCUACCUAGGCACGUACGCAUUCAUCGAACAUCGAAAUUAUUGAAUCAACAGGCAGCAGUAAAUGCCUUACCAUCCAUGGAAGCUUCAACCGAAGAUGAAGACGAACCAAAUAUCACGACCGAUGAUUCUACGAAGGUACAUACCUCCACAAACAAUGAAACGAAGAUUGACCAUGGCAAUCAUUCAAGUAUGCUGAACGUCAGUAUAGUAUCGAAUAGUACAGGUAAAAACCGACAAAUCUGUUGGCGUUUACCGAAACGAGUCGAGCCAAGUAUUGAACUAUUAGAAAAUCAAAUUUUUGGUUUCGUCAACAUAUUGCCUGAAUUCGUUCAAACAAUCUUUCUCGAUCGCAUUGAGGAUCGAGAAGUUCUGAUGAAUACCAUGUGGUUCGGGUCGGUGUGUACAAUGUGUGGUUUAUUCAGUUUCCUAUUCCUCUCGAUGGGGACAAGACGAUUAAAACAGAGUAAAAGUGAAAAAGAAAUACGUGCUCGUUGCCAACAACUUCAACAAUAUAACAAUCAACUCGAGCUCGAACGUGCAACAUUUGAGAAACAGAACCAAAAAUUAACUGAUGAGAUUGAAGAGUUAAAAAACAUUCCUGUCCGAGACUCCGAUGAAGAUCUAUUUGCAUUACGUGACGAAUGUUUCCGGUUCCAAGAAGAUUUACAAACAGUGCGCGCUGAUCGAGACACCUUAAAACAAAAUAUCGAACAAAAACAAAAUCUCAUACAAAAACAUGAAUUCGAAAUGCAAAGACAAGUUGAAGCUGUUGCGUACUUAAACAAUGAAAUUCUGCAAUUGAAACGAGAUUUAGAGAAAGAACGAGCAACAAUCAGUAAAUAUCAGUCGAACGACAUAUCAUUGGAACGUUUUGAAAAGUCUCAAGAACUAAUCCAAGAAUUGAAAUCAGAAAACGCAAAAUUAAAAGAGGAGAAGUUCACGCACAAAGAUCAACUUCAAGAGAUCCAAGACCAAGUGAAUAAACUCGAUUUAGAGAACAAUCAAUUGAUUCUCCGAAUGAAACAAUUGAAAGAUCUACUUGAAGAACGUGAUCAAACAAUCAAGCAUAUUCAAGAGAGAAUUAACGAAGAAGAAUUCGAAGAUUUGCGUUCUUUGAUAGCGAACAGUUCUUCGAAUAGAGAUCAACGACUUCUAUCGACUGUCGACAAUGAUCUGGAAAAAUCCAAUCAGCAUAUGCGUGAUUUACAACACGAAAUCGAAGAGAAAACAUCUCGAAUAAAAGAACUCGAUUCACUGUUGAAGCAAGAGGGAGACCGAGCAAAAGAAAUGGAAACGAAGUUAAAAGUCGUCUUAGAACUACGCGAGCGUGAUGCUCAUUUACACAUACGGCAACUAGGUCAAACAGAUGCGGAAUUACGUAAAGCAAGAAACGAUACAGAACGUGUGCGAAUUUUACAACAACAACUUGAUCUUAAACAACAACAAUUAGAUGACGUGCAAAAGGUUCUUACAAGUGAACAAAUGAAGUUCAAUGAAGAAUGUAGUAAACUACAACAUGAUACUCAUGAGAAAUGGAUGGAAGUUAAACGAUUAACCCGUGAAUUAGAUAUUUCGAAGAAAGAAUGUGAAGGUCUACGCAAACAAAUUACGAAAUACGCAAGUUCUACGCAAGAAAAGACAAUGAUUAAACCAGUACCGCAACAUUAUGGAAAUAACGCUGAACUCGAAACAAAUAGUAAUUCACCUAAUUCCUUCACACAAGGAGAAAACUUUCGACCUAUUGAUCAUCAGCGUAAUGAGUCCGGUGCUACAAGUCCUACCGAGAUGUUCAUGCCAAGACCACCUAUGUUCGGUCUCCCUCGACCUCCAUUUUUUCCUACGCCCUUUAUGCCUGUUCCACCUCCAAAUACAUUUAUGAUGCAUCCAAGAUUUCCCAUGCCCGCGGCUAGUCCGCAUGGAAUGAUAUCACCUGUGUCGCAUUUACUAAUCAAUAGUAAUGAUAUGAGCAAUUCGGAAAAUAUCGAUUCAUCGAAUAUAACUCCAAAUUCAACCGGUUAUGAAAGACAGUCAAACGGAGGAGUUCUAUCACCUGUCCCGGAGAAUGGAAAACAAACAAAGACGAAGAAGACGAAAAAGUCGUCGAAAAAGAAAGGCGAAACAUCACUAGUGAAAGAAAACGUAUGA